This is a messenger RNA of Didymosphaeria variabile, 2499 nucleotides long. RefSeq lists its product as uncharacterized. The coding region runs from base 1 to 2499 and encodes 832 amino acids. The record is from RefSeq and is a predicted model, not a curated record. Lineage: Eukaryota; Fungi; Ascomycota; Dothideomycetes; Pleosporales; Didymosphaeriaceae. The transcript is spliced from 8 exons.
AUGCUCGGCCUUUCAACCUUUCUCCCCAAGGACCCCUUCAACCUGGUGGUCCUGGCAGUUGGCGUGCUGAGCAUCUUUGUGCUCGCCACCUUUGCCGUUGCUUUCAAGCCCAAGGGCGAGUCGAGUACCUUCCAGGCGUACUUGAAGUUCGCCUACGCGUGCUUCUUGAAGCCACACACUGGGGACAAGCACGGAGACCAACAGGAUGCUUUGGAAAGCUUCUACAAGGCGCAAGCCGACGUGUACGAUGCUACGCGCACACGCCUUCUCAAAGGACGCGAGGACAUGCUGGGUUUGGUAGCAGCGCAGUUGAAGCACCGCUGUGAAGCUGGACUGAUCUCACAGAGACCAGUCUGGGUCGACAUUGGGGGAGGAACCGGCCAUAAUGUCGAACAGAUGGGCAAAUUCGUUUCUGUUCCCGAGUUCUUCCGCUCAGUCUACGUCGUCGAUCUCUCUCCCAGUCUCUGCGAAAUGGCCCGCAAGCGCUUCACCCGCCUCGGAUGGAAGAACGUCAAGGUCGUAUGCCAGGACGCCCGCACCUUCCGUCUCCACGAGCACGAACCGCAAGCACACCAGCGCAAGGAGAUGAUCUCGCAAGGUCAGAUAGUUCGAGAUCUCGACGAGAACGCUGACGCCGGUGGUGCUGAGCUCGUGACCAUGAGCUAUGCCCUCUCUAUGAUCCCCGAGUUCUACCCUGUCAUUGACUCCAUCUCCUCGCUCCUGAGCCCCAACGGCAUUGUUGGUGUCGUCGACUUCUAUGUCCAGAGCAGGGUUGAGUUUAACAGGAGGAAUUACACUGGUGGGGCCAUUAACAGGCACUGCAUGUGGAUUUCCAGGGUCUUCUGGAGGACGUGGUUCGAGAUUGACCGUGUGAACUUGGAGGCUGCCCGUCGUGACUACAUCGAAUAUCGUUUCGGUACUGUCCUCAGCAUCAAUGCCCGUAAUCACUUCUUCGGCGUCAGAAUGCCAUAUUACAUCUGGGUUGGGUGCUCAAAGGACAGCGGUUCCUCGACCACGAAGCUCGCUGAAAUUGACGCCGCUGCAACUGAAUCACCUUAUCUGUCCGCUCUUGAUCUACAAACUGGGCAUGUACCCACGGAUGUAGAAGUCCGAUCAAAAGCCUACGAAUCCGCCAUCGUAAACCUACAGUCCAGCCUUCCGCUUCCCGCCACAUGGUACCAGAACCACCACUGGCGAAUCCACUACGAUGAGACGCUUCCCAAGCACACCCGUUUCAACGAUUCCUACAUCUACGCUUUCACUUGGGAGGAUGACCGAGCCGACGCGCGACUUCUCAAGGUAACUCCCGACGAUGUCGUUCUCGCAAUCACAUCCGCAGGUGACAAUAUUCUCUCCUUCUGCCUUGAUGCCCCUCGUCGUGUCCACGCCGUCGAUCUGAACCCUACGCAGAACCAUCUGCUUGAGCUCAAGGUUGCCGCUUUCACUGCGCUGCCGUACGCCGAUGUGUGGAAGCUCUUCGGCGAGGGCAAGCACGUCGACUUCAGGGACAUUCUCAUCAAGAAGCUCAGCCCGCACAUGAGCUCCAACGCCUUCCAGUACUGGCUCAAGGCCGGCCCCAGCGUCUUCGAAAAGGAGUCCAGCAAAGGUCUCUACCACUCCGGCGGCUCAGGCAACGCCAUCGCACUCUGCGGCUGGCUCUUCCGCAUCCUCGGCCUUACCGCCGACGUGCAGAAACUCUGCGCAGCACAAACCCUCAACGAGCAACGCGAGAUCUGGAACCGCAGCCUCAAAGGCCUUAUCCAUUCGAAGUUACUCAGCUGGACCGUCUUCUCCAACGAGAAGUGGCUCUGGAAAGCGCUUGGUGUUCCACCAGCGCAACGUGCCGUCAUCGAAGCAGACUUCAAGAAGAACGCCGCCGAGUUCGACACCGCUACCGCGGAGCGCACAAGUAGCGGAAAUGCUAUCUACGAAUACGUCUUGAACACCUUCGAGCCAGUCGUUACAACCACACUGCUAUCUACCUCAAACCACUACUACCUCCUCACCCUGCUCGGCCACUACACCCCCUCUUCGCACCCCACCUACCUCUCCCCAAAAUCACACGUCAAGCUCUCCCGCCCCUCCGCCUUCAAUGGUCUACGCAUCCACACCGAUGAGAUCAGCGAGGUUAUUGCGCGCAUGCGGCCCGGAACCCUGACCAUUGUCGUUGUAAUGGACAGCAUGGAUUGGUUCCCGCCGACGGGCAAUCAGGCGGUGAAACAGAUCCGCGCUUUGAAUCGAGCAUUGAAGGUGAAGGGGAGGGUUAUGCUGAGGAGUGCGGGACUGGAGCCGUGGUAUUUGAGGACAUUUGAGGAGUGUGGAUUCAGUUGCAAGAGGGUGGCGGUUAGGGUACCCGGAGCGUGUAUUGAUCGGGUGAAUAUGUACGCCUCGACAUGGAUAUGUACUAAGGAAACGAGUUUAAAGCGUGAAGACGUGAAGCUCAAUCUCAGGAAGAGCUCUAUGGGCGAGCUUACUAUUGGUGCGCCGGCGCUCAGGUAG